AUGACAAACUACAAAAAGAAUAUGCCGAUGAAGUCCUACUAUCGAUGCUCCUAUGAAAGACCAUUCCAAAGCCUCUUCACAUUAAAUGUAGAAAGUGCCAUUUUCCAACUGAAACAAAAAAUCAGAAAAGCGAUUGUAGAAAGAGAUAUUACAAAAAUUACACCAAUUCACUGGAACUAA
This is a messenger RNA of Nezara viridula (southern green stink bug), 180 nucleotides long. The record is from the annotation of a GenBank genome assembly. Lineage: Eukaryota; Metazoa; Arthropoda; Insecta; Hemiptera; Pentatomidae.